Messenger RNA from Rhopalosiphum maidis (corn leaf aphid), 1472 nucleotides. RefSeq names its product zinc finger protein 2 homolog. Gene Ontology annotation, biological process: negative regulation of transcription by RNA polymerase II. Lineage: Eukaryota; Metazoa; Arthropoda; Insecta; Hemiptera; Aphididae. The record is from RefSeq and is a predicted model, not a curated record. The transcript has 2 exons. Gene Ontology annotation, molecular function: DNA-binding transcription repressor activity, RNA polymerase II-specific. Bases 447 to 824 code for a protein of 125 amino acids.
GAAAAACGUUUGUAUUGACGUAAAAAUAAUAGGCAAUAUAAAAAAAUUAUAUUUUAAUGUCUUCUUUAAGUUUCAAAAAUUUAUGAAGUUGGAUAAUUAUAAUACUACAUUGAAGAUAGAAAAAAGUGAUCAGCGUCGAUCUAAUGUUGACUGUAAAUUAACUUCUUUCUGUAUGAAUGAACACGAGAAAACAAUUCAUAAAGUUGAUAUGAGUCAGUCCUUUUUCUCAAAUGCUUAUAUUUACUGUUUAAAUUUUUUUUCUUUUAUUAUAUUUUUAGAUAAAACUGUUAAUAGCAUUAAUAUGAAGACUAGUCCAAUAAAUUACGAGGAGGAUACAACAAACCUGUGUCUCGUACAGAAAAAAUGUCACAAAAAAAAUCAAAUAAACAUAAACUACUGACAACUAAUAAAGAGUAUUUGAAAAUGAUUCCCCUCAAUCAGUGAACAUGGACAAAGACGCGUAUGAUAAUAAUGAUCAUGUUGCAAGUGAAGACAGCAGAAGAAAUCUUGAAAUUGUCGUUCCUAGGGACAAUCACAAAAAAAAAUAUCGUACAUUGGAGGACACAGAUUUCUAUUUCAGCGGAUAUUGUAAAGAGUUAAACAAUGCCAACAGCGUACCCACUCACGAAAAUGUUAAUAUUGGAAAAUCACCUCUCGUGUGCAAUGUCUGCUUUAAACCGUGUAUCAGAAAAUCUCAAUUAUGUGUACAUGAGAGAACACAAACCGGUGAGAAACCAUACGAGUGCGGUGAGCGUGAAAAAAAGUUCAUAAUAAGCAAUCAUCGUACAAGACACAUACGCAGAAUUCAUAUCAAAUGUUUUUAAAUGUUCAACUAUCAUUAAUGUCAUUAUAAUACAUCUCCUGGCCAAUAAAAAUAUAAUUAUAAACGAAAUCAACCAAUCGCCAUGCUUAGAAUUAAGAAUUGAGAAACCGAAAUCACCUCGUACGUUUACCACUACCACAUAGUGCUUAUGUUACCAGAAAUGUUGACUGUAAUGGACUGAAAAUAUAUCAUUGUUUACUAGUUUAACGUGUUACGUGUGUGGACGAUCAUUUACACAAAGGUCAACUUUGGUUAAACCUUAAACAUAAUAGAACGAAUAUUGGUGAAAUACCAUAUGCAUGUGGCCACUGUGAAAAGAGUUCUCGACAAGUUCUAGUCUUCUAACACAUACAAGAAAUGUUAAUAUCAAAUGUUUUUUAAUUCGUUACUAAUAUUAAUGCCGUUAUGGCCCGUAGCUCAUAAACAAAAACAGUUGUUCAUCACGCUACUGGCCGAGAAAACUCAGAACACGAUAUCACUACUUGUAUUCACAGCACAUCAUACAAGUUAUUAUGGACGUUGCUUUAAUAUUCAUUUCAAAAACUACUUUAGAAAUACGUAGCUGGAAAAUGUUAUUCGUAUGAUAUUUGUUUCUGUUUUGUUCUGCUGUACAAUAUAACCGUUGUGUAAAUAUAUUGUUAAAUUAAAA